Naegleria gruberi is the source of this 903-nucleotide messenger RNA. RefSeq lists its product as uncharacterized. Lineage: Eukaryota; Heterolobosea; Eutetramitea; Acrasida; Naegleriidae. The coding region runs from base 1 to 903 and encodes 300 amino acids. The record is from RefSeq and is a predicted model, not a curated record. The transcript has a single exon.
AUGCCCAAUAAUCCUUCCCCUACUACUUCUCAGCAACAUGUUCUUUCCCUUCUCCAGCAACAACAACAGCAACAACAGCAAUUUUUACAAAUUAUCAAUUUGGCGGCAAACAACAAUCCAAGUCCCAACCAGCUACAAAUGAAUCCACAACAACAUGUUUCCCUCCAAAAUCUCAAUCAAUCCCCAACCACUCCAAACAGCAGUAGUACUAGUGGCAGUCAAACACCUCUGAGUACUGGUAAUGGGAGUCCUGCUAAUGGCUUGUCUCCUUCCCUAAUUUUCAAUACUUCUUCUUCGAUAAGUAAUAAUAAUAAUACAAAUGGUGCUGGUGGUGGAUCUGGAAGUGGAAAUAGCAUGCAAACAACACCUUGGUUUUUGAAUCAAAACAAUAAUAUUAAUAAUAAUAAUAGUGGAAAUAAUAAUGGAAAUAAUAAUAAUCAGCAAAGAUCAAAUUCAUUGGGAAGUUCGAGUCAUGUGAAUGAAUCAUCAUCUUUUGGAAAUAAGAAAUUAAUAAUGAAUAAUAAUAAUAAUUUAUUAUUGAAUCAUGGUGGUCAAUUGAUACAUCAAGGAAAUUCAUCACCUUCUACUCCUCUCAAUAACAAGUCAAUUCUGCAAUCAAUGAUUACUCCACCAAGCACUUCAUCCUCACCAUCUACCAAUAAUAACACGACUCCACCAUCAGCUAAUUUCAUUCCUCCUGGUUAUGUUCCUCUGAAUGCUGUUUCGAAUCAACAAAUUGUUGGUGCUCAACCACAACAACAACAACGAAACAUUUCAAUGCAAAAUCAGCAAGUGGGAAAUCCAUUAGUUGAAAAAUUGAGACAAUUGUUACAAUUAAUGAGGAUUAGAGGAAGAUCCAAAUCAUCCAAUGUUCAAAACAGUUUCACACCAAAUGAUAACUAA